Molecule: messenger RNA, 1227 nt
Organism: Cordyceps militaris CM01
Lineage: Eukaryota; Fungi; Ascomycota; Sordariomycetes; Hypocreales; Cordycipitaceae
Product: amidase, putative
Exons: 1
Coding region: 1-1227 (408 amino acids)
Source: RefSeq, a predicted model, not a curated record
AUGCCGCUGGCGCAGCACGCCGUCGACGUCGGCACGCUCGACUCGCAGCGCGUCGUGCAAGGCGACUGCCCGGCCGUCGCCGUGCUGCGCGCCGCCGGCGCCGUCUUCUACUGCAAGACGAACCAGCCGCAGUUUGUCAUGCACCUCGAGUCGGCCUCGUUCCACGGCCGCACGCUCAACCCGCACAACACGGCGCUGACCGCCGGCGGGUCCAGCGGCGGCGAGGCCGCGCUGCUCGCCAUGCGCGGCUCCGUGUUUGGCGUCGGCAGCGAUAUUGGCGGCAGCAUCCGCGCGCCGGCCGCGUUUUGCGGCGUGUAUGGCUUCAAGCCCACCAGCAAUGUGCUGCCCCGCCGCGACGGCCUGCCCGGCGCCGGCUCGCCCGCGGAGAUGACGGUGCCGGCCACGUGGGGCCCCAUGUCGCGGUCGCUGCGCGACAUGGAUCUGUUUAUGGGCGUGUUUGCGGCGGCGCGGCCGUGGCGCGAGGAUCCGCGGCUGAGCAUUGCGCCGUGGACGGGCCUCACGACGGCGGCCGGCGGCGGUCCGCUCAAGGUCGGCUUCAUGAUGACGGACGGCGCCAUCCAGCCGCAGCCGCCCGUGGCCAGGGCCAUGGAAUGGGCCAGGACGCAGCUGCAGGGCGCCGCGGGGGGGGUCGAGGUGAAGGCGUUUGCGCCGCUGCGCACGCAAGAGGCGACGAGGAACGCGCGCAUCGCGUACUUCCCGUACGGCGUGGACGAGAUGCGCGCGAGCCUGGCGGCGUCGGGGGAGCCGUUCCAAGCCCUGUCCGACUACAGCGUGCAGGACGCCGAGGCGUCGCCGACGCCGACGGCGCAGGGCCUGUUUGCGCUGAGCCGGACAAAGGAGCAGUUUUGGUACGACUGGGCGGCGCACUGGGCGGCGCAGGACGUGGACGUGCUCGUGUGCCCGGCGUUUUACGGCGCCGCGCCGCGGCACGAGACGGCGUUUUACUGGAACUACACGGCGCUGUUCAACUACCUGGACAUGCCGGCGGCGGUGCUCCCGACGCCCGUGGUGGCGGGACCAAAGGGCACGGAGCGGUAUGCGGAGGGGGAGCCGCUGAGUGACGAGUGUGAGCACGCGCGCCGGCUCUGGGACGAGGGAGACUUUGAGGGUGCGCCGAUUUGCAUACAGGUGGUGGCGCCGAGACAGCGCGAUAAUGAAUUGUUUGGGGCGUUAGAGCGGCUUAGCAACUAUUUAAACGUAGAGUAG